UUUUCCCGGUCAUGUCAACGCCGGCGAGGACCAAGAGCUGGAAUGGCGGCGUGGAUAAGCAUUACCCACCGGCGCUGGCCUCCCAUGAUGAAGUUAUUUCUGACCCCAUUGUGUUUUGGGACACUUUGAGGCGUUUUCAUUUUGUGAUGAACACCAAGUUCAUGAUUCCUGUGAUCGGAGGGAAGGAGCUAGACUUGCAUGUUUUGUAUUCAGAGGUUACAAGGAGGGGCGGCCAUGAAAAGGUUGUUGCAGAGAAGAAAUGGAGGGAAGUUGGAGGUAUAUUUAAGUUUUCUCCUACGACCACAAGUGCUUCGUUUGUAUUGAGAAAACACUAUCUAAGUCUUCUGUACCAUUAUGAGCAAGUUUACUUGUUCGGCCGGCAGGGCCCCAUCUGUGCCCCUCAAGCGCCAUUAUCUUUUGGUAGCCCUACGAGGGACAGCGAAUUGGCUAUGGUGGAAUAUACUCCCAAGACAACGUCGUUUUCGCCUGCGGAAGUUACUGGAACAAUUGAUGGGAAAUUCGACUGUGGUUACCUAGUGACUGUGAAAUUGGGGUCCGAGGUUCUUAGAGGAGUACUUUACCAUCCAGAUCAGCCAGUCCCGUCUAAUCUACGGCCUCAGUCUACAAAUGCCAUUAUACCUUACACUGGUGGCAGACAGAGACACGCUGGUCGACGACACCGGAGACGCCGGAGAAAGGCAGACCCUAACCACCCAAAACCGAACAGAAGUGGGUACAAUUUCUUCUUUGCAGAGAAGCAUUACAAGCUCAAAUCUCUGUACCCAAACAGAGAGAGGGAGUUCACCAAGAUGAUUGGAGAGUCUUGGAACAAACUAAGUCCUGAAGAAAGGAUGGUUUAUCAAAACAUUGGGCUGAAAGACAAGGAAAGAUACAAGAGAGAGUUGAAAGAGUACAAGGAGAAGAUGAGGCAGGCAACUGCUGAUAUUCAGGCGACUAAAUAUUCAAAACAUGGAGAGUAACAAAGAAGGAAGAGAAUUCAGCAGUUUAGGUUCUUAUAUCCAAGUGCUUGGCCUCAAACUGCUGCUACACACUACAAUGUCAAUUGGAAUUCUCAUACUAUGCUCUGCUUAAACCAUUUACAUUGACAAAUAUCAAGAAUGUUAGAACUUUCAGCUUUAAAGUGCCAGAGAAAUGUGCCCUUUUAGUUUUUGUUUCAGUGGUCAUGAUGAAGCCAACCAAAUGAGGCUGAGAGAGAGAGGCUUCUUCUGUGUCAUGUGCUACAAUAUUCGAAUAUUAACAAUCAUGGUUUAAAAUAAGUAAACAAAGGCACAGAAGCAAAUGAGUGAAUGUAAGAAACAGUUAUCAUAUAUUUCACAUGAACGUUAGAAUUUUCGUCAACAAGAGUCGUGUAAUGAUUAUUAGAAUAUCUCUUCAAGUGAGAAAGCCACUUCUGCAAUCGGAUUAGGUCAAGAGCCUUUCACUUCAAACCUUGCAGCCUCUCUUAAGAGAGGGGGAGGUGUCAUUCCACUUUGCUAAAUCUGAAUUUGCCCUUUUGGUGGGCGUGUGAGUGCCUACUUCACAAUUUCAAUCCUAUGUUUCUUUGUUUAUCAAAAUGCUGAUUACUACGUAAUCUUAAGAUUGUUGAACUGAGUCCAAGUUAUAGAAUUUGGGUUUCGUAGUCUAAAAACAAAAUGAAUUUGCUAAUCAUGUAGACAUUUGGCAUAUCAUCACAUAAAUAGAACACAAGCUAAAUUUCCUACAAGUCAUUCGCUCAAAUCAAGUGACAAAAAUUGUUAAGCGAACUCUACCUUACUGAGUUUGUGUUAGGAAACAUCCACCAAAGCGUGUAUUCAUUCGCGUUUGUUGAGGCCGUGAAAGACACGGCGUUUUCUCCUAGAAUGCCUCAUUGGAAUUCUUUGAAAUGCACCUGCAACAAGCUGUUGUUUCAGUCUAUCAUUUGGACCGAAUUUUCAGGUUGGAUAAAGCUUCUAAUACUUAGAAAUUAUUUAUACUGGAAAAACAAAAAUUAGAUCAUAGA
Molecule: messenger RNA, 1999 nt
Organism: Cucurbita maxima (winter squash)
Lineage: Eukaryota; Viridiplantae; Streptophyta; Magnoliopsida; Cucurbitales; Cucurbitaceae
Product: high mobility group B protein 9-like
Exons: 7
Coding region: 12-980 (322 amino acids)
Molecular function (GO): DNA binding
Source: RefSeq, a predicted model, not a curated record